UGCUUUAAGACACGGGUGAAUUCGGUAGUGUGAAUUCGUUUUAAUUAUUGGCACACUAAAAAGUACUCAAAUAUGUUCAAAUGCAUAAAUAAUGCUUUAUUGUUGUAAAGGUUUUAUAUGGCCCGAGCAAUUCUUGAAUCAUAACAGGUAAGAGAGGUAGACAAUUACGAAGAUUCGAGGGGUUAGUGUGAAAGGAUUCAGAGAAUAAAGGUAUAAGUGAAUCCGCUCCCUUCGAUGUUCACGUAUGGAUGAUACGCAGCUGUCCGUUUUCACCCUCACGUAGAUGUUUCAAAUCAAUAUUUGACACUCUCUCCCCUCCUCCCCCCCAGCCAACACACACACACACACACACACACACACACACGGUGAUAUCUCCACCAACCUUGUAGCUUAUUGAUUUUUUGUCCGAGAUAACUACACAGGGUUUUCAAAAUGACGCAUACACAAUAAUACGGAAAAUUUGGCAACACUGUAAGUACGUUUAUCUAAUGAAUACAACAAAAACAAGCCUGUUUAAUAGUCAUCAGCUGUGGUUCGGCAUCCUGAUUGUUAAUGUUAUUAUUAUUUUGAGUGUUCGUGAUAAGUAUUCGUAAAAUACGCCAUUAUUCUUAAUCUCCAACAUCUUCUUUAUACAUUGGAAAUUGUAUUUUCAUUAUUAAUAUUGUGUUUUAUUUACUUUUGUGAACAGUAAAUCAGAAACAUGAAUAUCAACAUGUUGUAUGGCGGUGACGAAAUCGGCGCGAUCGUGUUCGACUUGGGAUCGGAAUCGAUCCGCAUCGGCGCCGCCCAAGAUGAUGCCCCAAAAUCGGAAGUGCCGUCCAUGGUUGGCAUAUUGAACGACGGCACACCAGAUACGAGUGCGUUGGAACCAGGUGCGAAAUCCGGCAGCCGGAUCAAUGGAAACACGAAAUAUUUCAUUGAUGUUACAUCGUUGCGCGUCCCUCGUAAAGACAAAGUAGUGAAAAACUGUAUGAAAGACGGCAUGAUAGAUGAUUGGGAUCUAUUCGAAAAGAUUAUUGAUUAUUCUUACUCAAAGUGCUUACACACAGAGCCAAAGUAUCAUCCAGUAUUAUUUAGUGAAUCACCAUUCAAUACAAAAUCCAAAAGGGAGAAACUGGUGGAAUUAAUGUUUGAAAAAUAUCAUGUGCCGGCUGUUUAUCUUUGUAGAAAUGCUGUCUUAGCUGCAUUUUCUUGUGGCCGUCCUACUGGUCUUGUUAUUGAUAGUGGCGCAAUACAUACAUCUGCCAUUCCCGUGCACGACGGGUAUGUAAUACAAUCUGCCAUUGUCAAAUGUCCUUUUGGUGGAAAUUUCAUUAGUAUGCAAUGCAAAGAGUUCCUGGCUGAAAAUAAUAUCGAUGUGACACCACAUUACAUGAUUGACAAAAAAACAAUAGUAAAAGAAAAAGAAAAACCAGUAUGGAUAAAAAAAAGGACACUACCAGAAGUGACGGACUCGUGGUAUAAUUAUAUGUGUAAUUCAGUUAUUCAAGAUUUUCAGCAUUCUGUGUUGCAAGUAUCUGAAACUCCAUAUGAUGAAAAAAUUGUAUCGACUCUACCAACUUCUCAUUAUGAGUUUCCUAAUGGCUACAAUCAAGAGUUCGGCAAUGAAAGAUUCAAAAUACCAGAAAUGUUAUUUGAUCCUAGCCCUAAUAUGGGUGGUUCUAUGUUAAGCAUGAGCCAUAUUGUUGUCACUAGCGCAGGGAUGUGUGAUGUGGACAUAAGACCUACGUUAUAUAAUAACAUUGUUGUCACUGGUGGAAAUUCAUUGAUACAAGGUUUCCCAGAGAGAUUAAAUCGAGAUCUCACAGCUCGUGUACCACCUAGUAUGAGAUUGAAAAUGAUUUCACCUAAUGGAUCUGUUGAGAGACGAUUUGGUGCCUGGAUUGGUGGUUCAAUAAUAGCAUCGACCGGAACAUUUCAACAAAUGUGGUUUAGCUGUCAAGAAUAUAAUGAAGGAGGCAAAGGUCAAAUUCAUACCAAGUGUAUUUAAUUAUGUCAAUAUGGAGAGCCCUAGCUAGCCCACAUUUACUAAAAUUACAACUUAUUUUUUCUUAAGUCUCGUUUGAUCUCAGAUUGUAAGCAUACAUUUUUAUUGAAUAAAAAUAUUAAAACAAAAUAGGUAUGUUAUAUAAAAAAAACUAUUGGCACUUAAAAAUAAUUCUUGUAUAAACAAAUAAAUAAAUAAUAUAUGAAUUAACAAUAAAUAAUUUUAAACAUCAGGACAUAAUAUACUAUUAUGUCUAUAUAGUGCAUUAUUUCACAAACGAUUGAUUAAUACUGUAAGGUACCUGUUUAGUGAGCAAUCUAGUGGUUACAUCUAAAAUAUUCUGUGAGCAAACGAGUUCAGAGUUUAAUUGGAAAAUUUUAAAAUGUGCGUAAACUAUUUAUGACCAAUAUAGUAUAAUAACUUGAAUUUUUUUUACCUACAUUUUUAUACUAAAUUUUACUUAAAAUAAAACAUUUGUAUGUGAAAAAAAUGUAUUUAUUCUUUUCUACAAAUUUAAGAGAAAACUGCUUAAAUCACUUAAAAUAAUUUAAUUUUUAUUUACACAAAAAAAACUUAUAAUUAAAUAUUAUGUUUUAAUAAGUUUA
Messenger RNA from Myzus persicae (green peach aphid), 2592 nucleotides. Its product is annotated as actin-like protein 6B. Lineage: Eukaryota; Metazoa; Arthropoda; Insecta; Hemiptera; Aphididae. The record is from RefSeq and is a predicted model, not a curated record. Gene Ontology annotation, cellular component: NuA4 histone acetyltransferase complex; SWI/SNF complex. Gene Ontology annotation, biological process: nervous system development; regulation of transcription by RNA polymerase II. The transcript has 5 exons. Gene Ontology annotation, molecular function: chromatin binding. Bases 701 to 1990 code for a protein of 429 amino acids.